This is a messenger RNA of Echinostoma caproni, 399 nucleotides long. NCBI's taxonomy places the organism in Eukaryota, Metazoa, Platyhelminthes, Trematoda, Plagiorchiida, Echinostomatidae. The record is from the annotation of a GenBank genome assembly.
AUGGAGACCAUGUUACAACGUCUCAGCAGACAUCCCAAUCUAGCAAAACCGGUCAAACAGUCUACAUCUAUGGACACUGUUGCUGCAAGCAUCACUGAAUUCGUGUACGACCCCGAUGCAGGAACUACAUUUGAUUCAGGGUUCAAAGGUUGGAAAGAUGUAAUCCGUUUUGAAUUCGCGGAUGCUGAUGACGAAUGGAAGGUGCGAUUACUGCUCCGAAAACUGGGAACCAAAGAAAAUGAUCGAUACACCGAAAUUAUCCUGCCCAAAAGUCCACGUGAAUUCAAUUUCGAAGAAACGAUCCGACAACUUUCAAACACGUUUGGUGAAAAGGCGUCUUUGUUCAGUAUCCGGUAUCACUGCCUCAAGUUGGUGCAAAUAAUACGGAUGACUAUCUGA